AUAACUAAUCUAAAUGCAAUUUAACUUUUCAGACCAAUUUAUAUUGCGUAAUGUAAAUAGCAGCAGCGCCAGCUUCAGCGCGAGCCAGAAUGAGUGGUGUGCAAAUAUUUCGAUUUCGAACGACGACGACUUCUGAGAGGUACGAACCAUUCAUCAACGCGUUCAAGGAAUUUUCCGACGAUGGAACGAAACAAAAGUUUAUGUUGUUGCUGCUUGCCGUCACCCGACGAGGCAAACAGCAUGAUGUUGAUGAUGAAGCUGAUAAUCGCUGAGAGCGGAGUGCGCUCAGUCGGAAAAAUCAAAUUACACGUUUGUUGUUGACUCGUGUCACCUUUCAGCUUAUAAUCGAUCACGGGCCGAUGCUUGCAGGGUGCGGUUCGUCCACAUGAAAGGCAGUUAUUAACAUGUCCAUCACCGUUCACCAUUCAGUACAAAUUUCCCCCAGGCUGCGCAAUUGGCAGCUUAUCGGAAAUAGCGCCCCAUAAAACCGAUUCGCAAGGUUGACUGAGCGCUCAAAAAGAGGUUCGUUGGGCUGUGUUGAGGAGCUAAUUUCACGAAAAUGAGGUCCUACGGUGAAACAAUUUCGUCAGUUUUGGCGAUGAUGACGGUGGCCACCUGGUUAUCUUCUCCAGUGCUGAUUAGGGCAGCCCCACAGCAGAGGGCGCCCGAUUUUCCACCGGCCUCGCUAAUUGAACUGACCGUGGCCAGCCGCAAGGUAUGCGUUGACGAGACCGGUGUCACCGAGGACUCCAUUGCCCGGUUCAACAACGAGCCGAAAGUUUUCGACGAUGACGAACGGCUCAAGUGCUACAUGGAUUGCAUGUUUCGCCAGUUCAACGUCACCAAGCCGGACACAGGCGAUGUGGACAUGAUUGAGCUCUAUCAUGCCAUUCCGAAGGAGUACAACAGCGUCACGCUGAAGGUGUACAACAAGUGCCGGGACGUUGUCGAGGGGUCGACCCUCUGCGAGCGGGCCUUUUCUCACCACAAAUGCUGGAAGCAGAACGAUCCGGUCCACUAUUACCUGUUUUGAGCUGACUGCUGGUGGCAAAUAUGUUGCAGAGUGAUGGAUGUAACAUCAUAUUUACUCACAUCUUCUAAUAACAUUAUUCAUGUCCAUAAAUGGCAUCUUUUCGAUUUUGUUAAAGAUUUGUUGACGUAUCGAAAUAAACCGAUUAGUUUAGCAACAUUACAAAGCAUAUUUCUGGCUUGUUCACUUAUAAUGAAAAAAUGUUUAAACAUUUCUGUGUUUUUUUAUUAUCAUAUUUUAACAUCAAAUUCGAGUUGAGGAACUUCAUAUUAGUCAAAUUUUUGUGGUACCGUAAACCGGGGUGACUUUGAUAAUUUUGAGAUUUUUUCGCCAAAUGAAGAGUACAAAUUAAACACGUACGGAAUGAAAUGGAUUCAUACUGACCGUGGCAGAGAAGUGUUCAAAGUACUACUAGAAGAAAUUUUCAUAAAAUGUUGACAAGUUUAAACAGUUAGUUAACUGUAAUUUAGAAAAUGUUCAUGAAUAGUUUUAUUUUAACAUUGUCAAAGUGUCAUGAUUUUCUCUAUCAAAAUGAUUUUGAAUCGGAAAACGGAAUGCAUUUUCGGAUUCUUUAGAAGAAGAUAAUCGAAUUCAGUUUGAAAUGCAAUAUGAAUUGAUAAUUUUAUAAAGAAAACUGGUUUCAACAAAUUUCUGGAAAAUUUCCGACAAUUUAACAAUUUUACCUAAAAUUCAUAUCUUGACUUUUUUUUGAUAAGGUCCUAUAAACAAAUGUAAACAUUGAGUAUAUCCCGCUUACUCCGAUGGACUUUGACAUAAGGUGUGAAAGGGAUACAC
Molecule: messenger RNA, 1825 nt
Organism: Culex pipiens pallens (northern house mosquito)
Lineage: Eukaryota; Metazoa; Arthropoda; Insecta; Diptera; Culicidae
Product: general odorant-binding protein 83a
Exons: 2
Coding region: 560-1033 (157 amino acids)
Biological process (GO): sensory perception of smell
Molecular function (GO): odorant binding
Source: RefSeq, a predicted model, not a curated record